This is a messenger RNA of Gigantopelta aegis, 4666 nucleotides long. Its product is annotated as zinc finger protein 260-like. Lineage: Eukaryota; Metazoa; Mollusca; Gastropoda; Neomphalida; Peltospiridae. The record is from RefSeq and is a predicted model, not a curated record. Gene Ontology annotation, molecular function: RNA polymerase II cis-regulatory region sequence-specific DNA binding; DNA-binding transcription activator activity, RNA polymerase II-specific. The transcript has a single exon. Gene Ontology annotation, biological process: regulation of transcription by RNA polymerase II. Gene Ontology annotation, cellular component: nucleus. Bases 1543 to 3372 code for a protein of 609 amino acids.
AGGCAGAGAGGCACAGCAUAUGAUCAGAGGAACAUUCAAGCUGAGGUUCCAUUUGGGGGUGGAUCCGUCAUGGUGUGGGGGUGUUGUUCCUAUGAUUGUAAACUUGACCUCAUCACAGUUCCCGGAACACUGAAUGGACAGAUGUACCAGAACUUGAUCCUGGACGGUGCUGUUGUGCCUCAUUUCGAUAACCAUGCUCUCGCCACACGUCCAGUCUUCAUGGACGAUAAUGCCAGACCACAUCGUGCUCGAGCUGUUGUUCAGCAUCUCCAACACAACGCCAUUGAGACACUACCAUGGCCUGCCAGAAGUCCAGACCUAAAUCCUAUUGAGCAUUUGUGGGACAUUUUGGGACGUAGGGUGAGAGCAAGGGAUCCUCCAGUUCAGAACCUUUAGGAAUUGACCCAUGCAUUGCAUGAUGAGUGGCAGCAGAUCCCUCAACAGAGCAUCAGACGUCUGGUGACAAGCAUGAGAAGGCAUGUAGAACAUGUUAUCCAAGUGCGAGGCGGUUACACCAGAUACUGAGUUAGCCAGUCAUUGUGGACCUUACUAGUGUGUUUGACAUUAAUGAAAUGUGAACUGUGUUGUGUGUCUGUUGUAACGACCCCGGCAGCCAUACUUAUUUCACCGUAUUUUACGGUGAUUUUAGUGAACUUUACUUUGCUACAAUUAAACCCUCAUUUAGUGCUCAAAUUCGGUCUUGUGUUGUAAAUUUUCUGACUGAACGCUCACAUGAGGCCAUAUAAACAGUUUAAUGUGCUUUUCUAAACACCAUUUUUAUGAGGCUGAAGAUCCAGUUUUACUUAGUGAACAAAAUUGGGUGGUGCGAUAUUUAUGACGAGGUGUAUAGUUGAACAUGUUUUUGUUGUACCACAUUAUCAAUGAUGUAAUCAUCAAUUCCAAAAAUGAACCAAAAACAAGAAAACUACAUGUAUUUCAUGUAUAAAUUUAUAAAUCGCCAAUAACAAAUACGAUUUGCCAAACUAAUAAAUUAUUUCUACUGGCCGAAGCAUUCCAAGUAUGGCAUUCGAAACACAUUGGUAUUCCCAAUUUUUUUAUGGGAUGGGACUCUUUUAUUUUAUUUUUGUUUUCAGUGCAUUUUUCUGACGUGCCUCUUUCGUAAUUUUGACAAUUUGAUUGGAUUCUAAACUCAAGGACUAAAUGUAAUUCAUGCAUGAAUUUCAGGCACAUUUCAAUAUUAAUAUAUAUUUUUAAUUGUAAUUAAAAAUUGCAUCGCAAUUGUUUGCAACAAAAAAAUGCAUUUGAGUAGUAAACCAUAAUAUUUGUCUCACAUUUUGCGACGCGAUACCGCUUAUUUCGCGCCCUGAUACUGAUAAUGAUUAUACAUAUUACACAUACAUGUAUAUUUUAUUGGUUUCAUUUUCAGUGUGAAUAGCCUUUUGAGCUAUCAGUAUGUGAGAAAUCCAUCUUUUUGAUGUCAAGACAUGCCAAAUGAACAAUGGCACACUAGGAAACAAUCCGCAUACUAUAGAAUCUUUACUACAAGUUGGCCAAUCCAUAUAGUGGCAUAAAUUUACACAGAUGAAUAAUCAACAUGGUUUACAAUGUCAUUCAAAUCCUUGUACUUGGUCAUUGUCUUCAAUAAAAGUUACAAAGAUUUAUACAUGUAAGCAGGCUGGUUGUGAGAAGCAGACAUCGAUUACAAAGACAUACAAUUAUAAGAGUAACUGUACCAAGAAAUCUGAAGCAGAUCUCCAAAUGAACAGCCCAUCUCAAAGCUCAGCUGAUGCUGUGUCUAACAGUGAAAACUUCAGUCAUGUCGAAACUCCUCUUGUAGAAAUUACUAACCAGCCAAUGUCCAAUGUGGUUAUAUUGGGAACGGGAACUGUGGAUGAUUUACAGUUAGGAAGAGAUCUGGAAAUAAAGUCUUCUGAUGAGCAAGUCGAAGAUGAAAUCAUAUACGUUGAUCAUGAGAUACUGUUAGAUUUAGACUGUGAUUCUGGUAUUAAAAAGAAAUGUCAGGAAAAAAUCAAUGAACAUUCAAAUGAUUUUACUAGGAGCCUGCCUGCUACAGCAACUGAAAUUGCUGAGUCUCGAAGAGUUAGAAAACGAAAGGCCUUCUUUGAUGAAAAUGACAAGUAUCCAUGGCCAAUGUUAGGGUACAAAUAUAAGCGCAAACUUCCCAUCAUUGAAGAGGUGUUAUGCGAGAUAUGUGGAAAACAUUAUCUGACCAAAAAGCGUCUUAAUUAUCAUAAACAGAUGCAUCACAGAGAGAAAACGUUUUCAUGCAAUAUGUGUGGGCUAAAAUAUGUACGAAAAGGAAUGCUCCUAAGUCAUCUAAAUCAAGUUAAAAGAAAAAAUCUGAAAUGUGAGAAAUGUGAUUUAUUGUUCUGCACUCGGAGAUCCCUAGGAUUACAUGAAAUGCACCACGUGGAAAGACCAGGUCCUGAUGCUGAAGUGUAUCAGUGUGAACACUGUGAUAUGUAUUUUGGCACAUGGUUGGGCUGUUUCAUGCAUGCCCGCAGACAUGUUGCUGAUGAACCUUGUCGCUGUGAGGUCUGUGGACAGCAUUUCUUAAAAAUAUAUGACUUAAAUGAACAUUUCAAGUCUCAUUCUGAAGACGAACAAAAUGAGUGGAUGGAUAAGAAAGAAAAUGUUCCAGAAUCAAAUGGUGAGGAUUCGGACCAAGCAGCUGAUAACACCUGUGAAACCUGUGGUGAACUGCUGACAACGAGAGCAUAUCAAAUGGCUCAUAGAAUUAUGCAUUCAAGUAGGAAGCCAUAUACUUGUGAGAUAUGUGGUAAAGCCUUUUGCCAUACACGUACAUUUUGUUCACACAUGCUAUCUCAUACGAAGGAACGACAGUUCAAGUGCAGUGUGUGUGGUAAAGAAUACAUUCACAAAGAACAGCUGAAGAAGCACAUGAUGAAUCACCAGGGAUACGUUGAGAAACCGUAUAAGUGUGACAUUUGCAAACAAAGAUUCCAGGUGUCCAGUAGGCUGAUCUAUCAUCUCAAAAUCCACACGGGUGAACGUCCUCACAUGUGUGAUCAGUGUGGCAAAAAGUUUCGCUUGAAAACCGGGCUACAACGGCACAUGCAGAUUCAUGGUGGUGCCAAACCUUUCAGCUGCAGUUACUGUAAUAAGCCAUUUUAUACUGCCGGUCAGAUGAAGGUUCAUGUGAGAACUCACACCGGAGAAAAACCCUUUGCGUGUCCCUACUGUGAUAAAAGGUGUGCUAUGCGUGCAAAUCUGCGUAAACAUAUGGGAGUGCAUUUUAGGGGCACAGAAUUUGACUUACCAAAAGAUGUGGGUCCAACAAUAGCUGUAUCUGUUGAGUAUUCAAGAAAUGAAAGUCAAGAUGAUCAGAUUAAUCAAGUAACCAGUAUUGAGUCAGAAUGUUCUUUAUAAGUAUUGCAAAUGAUGGUUGGCAUGUUUAGCUGUGUCAGCUAUUAACAGUCAUGAUUAUUAAACCAGUCUAGAGUCUGAAUGUUUUUGUAGCUGUUGCAAAUGAUGUUGACAUGUUGCACCGGCCUCGGUGGCGCAGUGGUUAAGCCAUCAGACUGCAGGCUGGUAGGUAUGGGGUUCAAGCCCGGUACCGGAUCCAACCCAGAGAGAGUUCUUAAAGGCUCAGUGGGUAUCUACACCCUCUUCUCUCUUACUAACCACUAACCACUAACCAACUAACCCAUUGUCCUGAGUCUGAAUAUUCAAUGAUAACCAGAACAUGACAAUGCUGAGAUCAGUGUGUUCAGCCAUUUUCAAUCAUAGAAGUACUGCUGAGGUCAGGUCAGGUCAGGUCAGAGUGUUUAACGUGUACAUUCAGAACAAGCUGUUGUAGUGCACGCCUGUCCUGGGCACAGGACAGGAAAGGGUUGGAGGGGGGACCUCCUGCACUGGCAGGUGCAAGGGAACACCAGCAGUCCGACCAUAGCCUGUAACAAGCGGAAGGAAGUACUGCUGAUGAGCUGUAAUGUGUUAUAGUAUCUAUAUCAAGUGAUGUUUGUGGUGUGUAGCUAUGUCAGCUAUUAACAAAAUCAGACAUGAAGUUAAUUGCUCAAUGAUGAACAAAUUUACAAUGUAACAGGUAUUAAGCUAUCAUAUAUUAUGCUACAUAUAACAAGUAAUCAUAUCAUGGUUGUGAUAUAUGUAAUGUUGUUAGCCAUAAGCAGAAUUAAUCUAAAAAAUAUUAUUAUAGUAACAGAUUUAAUGAUAUUUACUCAGAAUGUCCUGUUGUAAUUAUGGUAAGUGAAGGUUUUAGUUAUCUGAUAUUGACAAUUAUUAACUGAAGCAGUCGUAAAAAUAAUGACCAAACUGAUAAUGUUGCUGGUAUUGAGCCAAACAAUUUCAAAGUAAUAUGUUACUCGUUAAUGAAAGUGCUAUGUAGAUUAGUAAUUGAAGUGCCUUUUUGCAGGACUGAAACGUUUUUUGGGGCUGUUUCAGAAUUUAUCAUGUGGUGGGGGAGGGGGGCAUUUUAAAAAGAAUAUGCCCACAAAAUAAACCGUUUAAAUCAAGUUUCUAUAGGAAUAGUGAUAGACCCACCAUGAGGUAAAAUACUAUUUAUGGUGCUUCUUUUUUACACCUCAGGAGUGGGACAUUGCCCAGUGGUAAAGUGUUUGUGUAAUAUAUAGUCAGUCUAGGAUCGAUCCCCAUUGGUGGGCCCAUUGUGUAUUUGUAGUUCCUGCCAGUGCACCAUGACCGGUAU